CUGUUUCUGCCUUUGGUAGUCUUUCCAUCUUAAUAAUCCAAUUUGUAACAUUGGCGAAUGAGAGUUUAGUACUACAUGAGAUUUCAUAUUGUCUUGGAGGGAUUUAAAAUAUUAGCCUUUGUAUCUUGACACUGAUCAAUCUUUUUCGAGUAUAGGCAAAUAUGUGCCUACUCCUUUCCUUGAUUCAUUACAAAUCUUGAUGGGCGAAAUUUCACGGCUAUACAGUCUAGCUAAUUUGGACGUAAUCCAAUAAAAAAUUACUGGGUUGUGAUGCAUCUUAGCUGCUACAAGGAAAGGUACAGAGCAAAGUGAUCCGGCAAACAGAUCUCUUGGAGGGUUUUCAGUAAUAGAUGCAGCUUAAAGAGUGCUCGAAAUUAACUGUCCAGGAACUGUUUCUCGUGCCGAUGUUGUUGCUUUGGCUGCUAGAGAUGCUGUUGAAAUGGUGAGACAGCCCUCAUCAAGUACUUGCACUUUCCUGUUUUAUUUGAUUUCCCCAUGAGUUUAUUCAUGAAGGCUUGGGAACAGGCUGGAGGACCAGCAAUUCAGAUUCCAACAGGUAGGAGAGAUGGGUUGGUUUCAACAGCGUCAAAUGUUAGAUUUCCUGUGGAUGAGAUGAUAAAGCUCUUCUCUUCUAAAGGGUUGUCCUUGAAUGACCUUGUCACUCUUUCAGGAGCUCACACCAUUGGAACAGCUCAUUGCAGUGCAUUCAGUGAGGGGAAGCUCACACUCAUUGACAGGUCCCUUGACAGAAGUUAUGCAGAUGAGCUAAUGAAACAGUGCCCUGCAGGCUCAAGCCCCUUUGUAACUGUUACUCAUGAUCCCGAAACAUCCUUUACGUUUGACAACAAAUACUACCGAAAUCUUUUAGACCACAGAGGGCUAUUCCAAUCAGAUUCCGUUCUCUUAAAUGAUUACAGAACCCGGAAACGGGUAGAAGAUUUUGCAAAUGAUCAAGUUUGUUUCUUUGAGAGUUGGGGUCAGUCAUUUUUAAAGCUUACUAGCAUCGAAGUGAAAACAGGUGAUGAAGGGGAGAUUCGGAGAUGUUGUUCGGGAAGAAACAUGUAAAGAGAUGGAGAGAGGAUUCGCUUUUUCAUAUAAUUAGCCUCACAAAACAAUGACACUUUCAAAGUACUCUUCAAUGAUACUUAAAACUACAUUAUUAAUAUGUGCAAACUUGGUGAAGUCAAAACUACAUUUAUAGUUAUAUAAAACCCUGAUUUGGGUUGCAAAUGCAGAGAAACUCUGGGAACUAAUGGUGGGAUCAAUGCAAAUGCCGCUGCCCUUUUUAAUUUUUUAUCGAC
Carya illinoinensis is the source of this 1301-nucleotide messenger RNA. Its product is annotated as peroxidase 18-like. The record is from RefSeq and is a predicted model, not a curated record. Lineage: Eukaryota; Viridiplantae; Streptophyta; Magnoliopsida; Fagales; Juglandaceae. Gene Ontology annotation, biological process: response to oxidative stress. Gene Ontology annotation, molecular function: peroxidase activity; heme binding. The coding region runs from base 496 to 1065 and encodes 189 amino acids. The transcript is spliced from 2 exons.